AAAAGUUUCCACUGUAUUUGCCUUGCCUUUUUGAGAAGCCAAGAACAUCGUCGUUUCCGUAAGGCCACUUUCCAACAUUGAAGCAAACAUCUAGUUCUGCCUCUGGGCUCAACACUGAACACAGCCCUUGUCUUCCCCUCCCUUGUUAUCGUCGAAUCUGGAAUAGCGACUACAAAGAGACGAGCGAGAUGCGCAUAUCUUUCUCUGGACUGGGGAAUGCGUUGCCGUUUUCAAGAAUCUUCAGGCAGCUUGAGCAAGAGAUGGAAACUGUGGUUAAGGUACUGCAGCCUGGACCUUUGGGAAUAGUGGAGCACAAGUUCUCUGUUGAGGAGAUACGGGAGGCAAAUGCGACUGUAUCGAGGGCAGUUGCGAAUUGGCGAAGAAAUGCAAAGCUAGAGCAGAGAAGUGACAUUCUGAAAGACUUCAUUCAAAAGUGAAAAAUUACCUUCUGCAUUGCUUUUCAGGGAUGAUGGAAAUAUAAAUUUGUGUAGAUUUUUCAAGAUCUUCUCUAUUUAUUUCACAACUUACUUCAAUCAAUAAUAAAAGCACUGAAAAAAAUUUACUUUCUGAUUUUUGUUGGAUUGCUUGUUAUGCUCUGUUAUUGUUCUUUUGUUAUGAUUGUAAUUUUGGGGCAUUUUUCAUUUAGUGUCAGUCAAGUCAAUUUUUCCGUGAUCAUGAAAAUAUGAACAACAAUGGCUGAUUGCAUGAAGGCAGUGGAUUUACAUGUAAUUCUUGUUCUGCAAUGCAAGGUCACUAUUUAUUGAUCA
This is a messenger RNA of Jatropha curcas, 767 nucleotides long. Its product is annotated as zinc metalloproteinase aureolysin. NCBI's taxonomy places the organism in Eukaryota, Viridiplantae, Streptophyta, Magnoliopsida, Malpighiales, Euphorbiaceae. The record is from RefSeq and is a predicted model, not a curated record.